UGCAGAUCCAACGGCUCGAAACGCGCGAGGAAUCGCAUGCGCUAUCGCUCUUCUUCGUGUGGGUGGUAAUGGUGCGGCUCGAUCGCGAACACCUCGAAGCUUAAGACGACGAAGCGAUUGUAGAAGACGAAGAGAGAGAGAGAGAGAGAGAGAGAGAGAGAGAGAGAGCUUCUUCUCCGAUCCGUGGCCAUGGCGACGUUGGCUCAUCGCCUCCUCUCCCGAUCACGUCAGCUAUAUGCUGGUCAGGCCAUUUUGCAACAUGGGCAUGCUCUUUCUGUUCGAUCCUAUGCAAAAGACGCAGCUCCAUCUAACUUACCUCCCCUCAAAGGAGAUGAGAUGUUGAAGAACAUAUUUUUUGAGGUCAAGAAGAAAUAUGAAACGGCACUUGGAAUACUUAAGAAGGAAAAAAUUACAAUUGAUCCUGAUGAUCCUGCAGCUGUUGCUCAGUAUGCUAAUGUUAUGAAGACUGUAAGAGAAAAGGCAGAUUUGUAUUCCGACUCUCAACGAAUUAAAUACACCAUCGAGCAACGUACUCAAGGCAUUCCUGAUGCUCGAACAUAUUUUUUAACGCUCCAGGAGAUCAGAAUCAAGAGUGGGCUUACAGAUGAUCUUGGUGCUGAGGCUAUGAUGAUGGAAGCGCUAGAGAAGGUUGAGAAGGAGAUUAAGAAGCCACUUUUGAGGUCUGACAAGAAAAACAUGAGCCUUCUCUUAGCAGAGUUCGACAAGAUAAAUAAAAAGCUUGGUAUUCGCAAGGAAGAUCUCCCCAAGUAUGAGGAAGAGUUGGAACUAAAGGUUGCUAAAGCAGAGCUACAAGAGCUGAAGAAAAAUGCUGUGGAAGCAAUGGAGACCCAGCUUAAAAGGGAGGAGUUCAAAGAUGAGCAGAUGGUCGACGUGCGGUCGUUGGAUAUCCGGAACUUCAUCUAGAGCUUUGUUUAUUUGAUCGGGGCAUUUAGGUUGUGUCUCUAAAUCCUGUUUAAUUUUUCGAUGAGCGUGCUUCUGCAAGCACAGCUGCCGCUAAAAGUGCUCUUUGACCAAACCAACCUUGUUUUCGCAUAAUAAUAGUGGCUAAACAUGCCUCUGAUGAAUUUGGCGCGCCGGGAUUAUUUGCGUCGGCUUAAAUCUUGAUGAACUUGAGAUUUGCUUCGUUUGCUUGUGUUCUUAUCUCUCUCCCUGCUGUUUAUGAUUCGACAGUUUAGUCAUCUUGCCAAAAUUUCCUUGAUGCCAGAAAUAAACGGAGUUUGAUGCUGGUUUGUGUAUAUAUUGUUCACAUUUUGUUAACUCGUAAUUUGAUUAUGUCAA
Ananas comosus (pineapple) is the source of this 1299-nucleotide messenger RNA. Its product is annotated as probable ATP synthase 24 kDa subunit, mitochondrial. Gene Ontology annotation, biological process: pollen development. The record is from RefSeq and is a predicted model, not a curated record. Lineage: Eukaryota; Viridiplantae; Streptophyta; Magnoliopsida; Poales; Bromeliaceae. Bases 190 to 924 code for a protein of 244 amino acids. The transcript has 7 exons.